CAACAAUAGUCCCGUCUCAGACAUACUACGCCAUAGUUGAUUAGAGGAGAACUGGGGUCAGAAAAGUUUGGCCAACUUCCCAGAAUUUGUACCAGAGGAAGAAAAUAAACAGUGCGAAAACAUCAUUGAUGUAACAAACUAUAUUUAAAUUGCACGGAUCAGCUAACACAUGUGAAGAGAUCAAACUUAACUUUUCGGAUAUGAAAGUUAGAAAAAGAUGACCAUGGAUGAAUUCCACCCAUUUAUCGAGGCUCUGUUGCCUCAUGUGAAGGCAUUCUCUUACACAUGGUUCAACUUACAGGCAGCUAAAAGAAAGUAUUACAAAAAACAUGAGAAAAGAAUGAAUAUGGAAGAAGAGAGACGUGUGAAAGAAGAACUUCAAAAUGAAAAACCAGAAAUCAAACAGAAAUGGGCUUCCAGAUUAUUAGCAAAGUUACGGAAAGAUAUAACCCAGGAAUGUCGAGAAGAUUUUGUGUUAAGCAUGACAGGAAAAAGGCCUCCAGUUUGUGUAACAAGUAAUCCCGAUCAAAAAGGAAAAAUGAGACGAAUAGACUGCUUAAGACAAGCAGACAAAGUGUGGAGAUUGGACCUUGUCAUGGUGAUUUUAUUCAAAGCUAUUCCACUGGAAAGUACUGAUGGUGAACGAUUAGAAAAAUCACAUGAGUGUAUGAACCCUGCUUUAUGUGUAAAUCCUCAUCAUAUAAGUGUGUCUGUGAGGGAAUUAGAUCUCUAUUUGGCUAACUUUAUACACAGUUAUGUACCAGAUCCCAGAUCAGAUUAUGCUGACAUGCAGAUGAAUGAUCAUGAUAUCAAAGUGCCUGGAAAUAUUCACUCAGGGGUAUCAGGAAAUGACAGCAUCUCGGCCACAGGUGUAUUUUCUGCAAGAGAAUUGUUACGGGUUACAAGACACAAUAUCAAUCUUUUUGCAGCAUCUAUUGUUUUACCGCAGAAUGGAAUACAUCCUAUGAUGCCCCCAGCAAAACAAAUGGACAGUCCCAGUUAUUAUAACUAUAGUGCCCAGGACAUAGUGAUGCAUGUUCAGCAGGGUCUUCAAAAUGGCCCUGCCCUGAGUCCUUCAGGGAACCCUCACAAACGAUUAAAACGUACAACUAUGAGUUCUAUUUCGUCAGCAGACGAUGAGGUAGAAAGUGUAGGUGAUGAAAGUGAGUCAAUGAGUAGUUACUAUGGAAAAUCUCAGGCAAAUCUGAGUGGAAAUAGCUCAGCAGGUUGGCAAGGCGAUAGUAUGGAUCCAGGUAUCACAACUCAUAGCCCACCAGUCAUGUCAUCACAUAUCAUCAUCCAUAGUAGUAAAGCCAGCGAUUUUACCCCAGUCCGUUGUGUGCCAACUCCUCCACGAUCAACCUCAUCCCCAGGAAUGCAACAACAGAUGAUUUUAUCCUCAGGUGCAGGACCCCCUCCUCAUUCAGCAAAUAUGAAAUUUCAAGAAAAUGCUGGAGCUGAUACAUUUUCUGAUUUUGUUUCGCUUGUAUGCCAAGAAGCACAAAAUUCUCAAGGCCAGUCAAACUCCUCUACACCAUCUAUGAAAAGUCCAGCAAAGAUGGCACAUUAUUUUCCUGGGAUGUUGCCUCCACCCCCACCACCACCUCCAAACCUAGCCAGACCAGUGGCCAUUAUGAGGACAUCAGAUGGACUGCCGGUAACCAGUGGUGGCCAAUCUUUAAUGAGCCCUGCUCCACCUAGUUCCUCUAACAGUAACCACACUACUAGUACGUCUCCUGACACACCACCAGCUAACAGAACAGUUAUGACCAGUCCUUUCUCUGUACUUGGUAGACCAGAACAUGCGUUUGCACACAUCCACCCUCAGGGACAUCAAAUGUUCUCAUACCCCAGUAUAAGUCCUGUAAGUAUGAAUGCCAUAAGUGGAGUAAUAAGUCCAACAACACUCAGCUUAUUAGCUUCACCAGUUGCUACACCCAGGACAACACCUCGAUCGACACCCAUCCCCAGAUGGACAAACCCUUUUAUAUCACUUGAUGAGAACAUGGAUUAUGGAAUGUUAUCCAAUUUCUAUGGAGUCAACUCAGAGGAACAUUUACUCAAUGAAGAGAGAUAUUAUAACAACUCACAUAACAGUGAUGGUUUAGAAGCAUCGGGUUCAAGUACCAACAGUGGACCAUCAACAGGUUCACACACACACCACUCCACACCAGGUCCACCAAGUCCACAAGAACCCUCAAAACAGACUCCACAACCAACUUGACAUUAGUAAUCUUAGGGUGCUGAGCUGUGAUAUAAUAGUGUGCCUCCCUUGGGGACAUGACACACCCACCUUGUUCCCAGGGGACCUGUACAUAUGCUGGUUGUUUGUCCUGGCAUUUGAAAGCUUUACAGAUUUGUGUUUAGUAUUACUACAGUGAUAUUAACAGCCAAAUAUAUAUAUAUCUAUAUCCAUUGUUAAAAAUACUAUGCAACAUUGUAAGUGUUAGUGAUUGUUAAAACUAGUCGUCAUUUUUUGUGUGAACAUUACUAGUCCAAAGUGCUACCCCCUUAUAACUGUGAUCUGUAAUAUAUAUUCUGUAUUUAAUAUUAUAACCUUCUAUUUAUUUUCUUUUUCAUAUUAUAUAGAAUUUUUUCUUCAAAAGAUCAGGAAAUAAAAAAAUUAUAAAAAAUUAGUUCAAAUUAAUUAAAAAUUAUUAGCGAUCAGUUAGAUAAAUUUAUCACACACAUUAAUUCAUGUUUGUUGUGGUUUCAAGCAUAAAAUUGUAAAUUUUUUGUAACUUUCAAAAUGUUAAACAUAAUCAAAAGGAAAUAUUUGAUAAAUAAGUUAUUAAUGAUUAAAGAAAAUUAAAACUAAGUGUUAUUUCAGAAAGCAAUAACAUAAAAUAUAGAAUUGAAUAUUUGAAACUAAUUUGUGUGAAUGUUUUACAAAAUAAUUUCUUUAAGUUAAGACUUUUUAAGUUCAUAUAAUUGGUGGUUUUGUUGAAAUUUGUUUGUCAAACUGCUGAAUAAAUUGUCUUCCUGUUUUGUGUUAUUAAACAAUAAUUAGAUAUAUCAUGUUAAACCAAUGAGGCUGUUCUAACCCGGUGUUGUAUUAGUUAUUAUAAAAUCUCUUUCUGUCACCUUUUCUUUUGAAGUAGAUGCAAUUUAAAUAGUGAAACCUCAAUAUGGCAACUGAGUAUAUAGUAAACUGAGUGAACAAAACUAAUCAACAGUAUUAUGUCAAAAAUUGUUCAUGGCUUACAGUGAUAUGAACAUAGUGUUGAAUAUUGUCGUCUUGCUUUCUCCAAUAGAAAUGGUAUGCUAGUGUCCUACAAACAAUUAUUGUAUGCAAGAAAACAAACGUGCCUUUGUAUUGAUGAGAAAUUGAGUACCUUGCCUCUUAAUUAACCCCUUUAAUGUUAGCUUCAAUUAUAAGCGGGUGUUUUUAUGUCUAGCAAAGAAUUUGGAGGGAGCAAAACUAAACUAUUCCAGAUGAUCAUUUAUACCAUAGAAUGCAGCCCACGGAAUGUUUCACCAAGUUUGGGAAGAUAACACAUGUCUUAAGAUUUUUAUUCUUAUUCGAUGCAAUAUUACAAUAAACAAUGAUAUAAUAUAUGUAGUAUUUACGAAAUAACUCUUCACCUUGAAAUAAUUGAAAACGUUUGGAAAGUAUUACUUUGUACCUAUUUUUGACAGCUAAAUUUCUAAUUUGAAACUGCUAUGUUUGAUAAUUCUGUAGAUAAUAGAUCUUGGUCAAAAUAAAGUAAAGAUAAUUCUACCCAGUCUGAAACAAACUAUUUAUUCAGAAUAUAAUUUUAUAAAACAGCUUUCUCUGUCAAAUUAAAUAUUUUGAUAUUAUUUGUCCAGCUUAUGAAAAAUUAUCUAUAAAGUCAGUAUUCUGUAUUUGAAGAAAAUUGAUGUACCAUAAAAGAAGAAAAUGAUCUUGCAGUAGAAAAUAGACCCAUUGUUGUGAUAUUGUUUUGUUUAAGAAAUGAAAAUUUUGAUAGUUUUAUCUUUCCUCCAAUUUAUAUCAUAUCUACCUCACUGUAUGCACAUAAUUAAAAUAAUAUGCACUUUGUAUAUGGAAGUUUGUACAUUGUUGAAUUGUUACAACUUGUUUUAAUGAAUAUGUUUAUCAUGUCACCAAAUAUAUAAAAUCUCAUCUUUCAAGAUCAUAUUGCUAAAAAUUCACCACUUUUUUGCAGUGAUUUUUAAGCAAUAUAUUCAUGUAUAUAUAUGUAAAUUAUUAAAUCGCAAAGGGCUUUCAAUGAACAAAUCAAAGAUCAUGCAACUGUUGGAAUAAGACCGUGUAGUGCUGGUAGUUUGCUGUGUGUGUUAAUACUCGUGUAAAUAGUACAACAAAUGGCAUUUUGUUAUCUUCAAUCAUGUUUGUAUUUUUUUAUAUUAAUUUUAUUAUUUAUUUAUAGAUUAGCCACAUCGUGUAUGAAAUCCACAUUUGUAUAUCUACAUUGUAAAUUUUUGUUUUUAUUUAUUAUUUUGUUAUUAUUAGUGUCUAAAUCUUUGUUAAAUUUCUUGCCACUGUUAAUUUGCAUUUUAACAAAGAAGUAGAUAUUAUGUUAGACUAGUUGUUAAUAAGUUGCUAUUUUUAUUUAUUCUCCAUACCUUGGUUUAAGUAAGCCAAGCUUUUAAAAUGAUUUAAUCAGGAAACUUUUAAAAUGUAAUUUUGUGCAAAGAUUUACUUGGAAAACUGGAAAAUAUUUAAGUGAACAACAGAAUAAAAUGCAAUUUUUUCUAACGUAUAUUCUUGUUGGUAAAAUCUUCCAAAUGUUCAUGAAAUGAUCAAAAAUGAAAACUAGAUGGGUUUUGAAAACAUAAAAAAGACUUCAACUAAUAUUCAUGAAACAACAAAAAAGAAAAAAAAGAAAACCACAUUCUGUUAAUAUACAUUUUAGUAUCAAUUUGUUAAAAAGUGUUAAUGUUGGAAAUCCUCAUGUCUUGGCAGACUAGUUGUCAUAUCAAAUUUCAGUGUGGAAUUAUUGUGUAUUACAUAGCUUAAAUAUAUUCAUCAUUAGAAAUUUAAUUUAGCCGUGUUUUCUUUAGAUAGAAAUUUGAUUUUCUGGAGUAGAUGUGUUUACAAACAUUGAAAAUAACAGAAUUUGUUGUAUUCUCGGAUAGUUUGUUACCCUUCCAUUAUGUUUCAAGUCCAAUGCUAUUUGAGAAUUUGCAGAAUCCUUGCUGUUGCUAUUCUACAAAGAUUAUAGGCUUAUGAACUGUCUGUGUCCUUUCAGUAUACUAUGAUUGUAAGGACCUUUGGUCUAUAUUAUUCUGAAACAUUGAAUUUCGAUAAUAAUCAAAAUAGAAAGACAUUAUAGAAGUAGUUUUUAUAAUUAGGAAAGGUCAACCUGAUAAAUAUAGACCCAAAUACAUUCUGUUUUUGAAAAAGUAAUUCAGAUUAAAACAAUAAUUAUAGGCCAGUCCAUUCUGUUUGUAGAUAAGUGAUUCAAACAGUCUGAUGCUUUCUGAAGAAAUACUAAUAAUUGCUUCUAAUAAAACAGGGCCUAGAACAUUAAUGCCAAAUUUCUUAGCCAAAAGAAUUACUUGGGGGAUCAAACAUUGAACUUGGUAACAGCCAGUUUAACCUUUGCAUGAAAACCAUGUUGUUAUGCUUGUUAUAUCAUGUUGUUUUGUAUAUUUUGUUUCCAUUAGCUGGUGUUACUGUAUAGUGUAGCGAUCAUAAACAGUGUAAAUAAGUUUGUAUACAUAUGCUUUAAUUUAUUAUUUUUCGAGUGUGAGACGUACAUGAGAUGGGGGUGGAACCUUGACAAGAUGUCAAGGUUUUGGACACUUUAAUGUGUCUAUGAUCUGUGAUCACAUUUAUACAGAAUGGGGUCUGUUGUUAUGUUUUUAUACUGUUAAACAUUUGAUUUAGUGUUUUUGUAUAUUUUAAAAAAAUGAUACAAAAAUAACAUGUAUUUUAAUGAGUGAUUUUGUGUCAGGGUAUAUAAUAUUAAGACAUAUAGACUUUCAUCCCAAGUUUUCUGUUAAUAUGUCAAACCUCUAUUGCAUGAAAGAUGCAUGAUUAGAUUAUUUUUUUCUUAAAUCACAAGAAUACAAGUAUAUUGGCUUAAGAUAUGAGUUUGAAAUUUAAUAUGUAAUAUGCAACCAAUUUGAAGUGGUACAUGAAGUGCCUUAUUAAUUGGAAAUUCAUUAAGGAGGUGGAUCUAAAAUAUAACAAAUUUUCUUUAACUUUUAUUUUAUUAAAGAAACAGUUGAAAAUCCUUUUGAAUACUUGGAUUAUUCUUGUGUCCUAAUUUUUAUAAUCAUUUAUAUUCCAUAAUUGAAUCUCUUUGAUGCAUAAUUCAUUUUAACAAAUAGAGGUAAUGAAAUACUGAUUGUUAUUAAUUGUUGACAGAGUUAUCUAACUUGGUUACCAUUGGUUACUACAUUAAAAUGGAAACUUGCACCCUGAUAAAGUUUUCGAAAUCUACACAGUGGUGUAGUAAAGUGGCAUACAGACUGUAUCCAUUUAUAUUUUAGCAAAUAAACACAAAAUCUGGUUUUUAUAUA
This is a messenger RNA of Mytilus californianus (California mussel), 6471 nucleotides long. Its product is annotated as nuclear factor 1 X-type-like. NCBI's taxonomy places the organism in Eukaryota, Metazoa, Mollusca, Bivalvia, Mytilida, Mytilidae. The transcript is spliced from 12 exons. Gene Ontology annotation, biological process: regulation of transcription by RNA polymerase II. The coding region runs from base 218 to 2224 and encodes 668 amino acids. Gene Ontology annotation, cellular component: nucleus. Gene Ontology annotation, molecular function: RNA polymerase II cis-regulatory region sequence-specific DNA binding; DNA-binding transcription factor activity, RNA polymerase II-specific. The record is from RefSeq and is a predicted model, not a curated record.